CACGCCCCGCAGAAGAAGACGAUCAGCCGCGGCAGGCAGCGAGCCAAAGAAGAAGAAACUAUACGCCGUCACAUAACCGUAACAUGACCAAGGUUAUUCCGGAGAAAACUGGACACGACUAUGAACGACCGCUGACAGAAAAGGGUGUCAUCUUAUUUCGUCCGUGAUGAGCGUCCCGGUUUUCUUGUCCUUUGCUGCCCGACGCCUCAUCUUGCCGUGUCCCACCGCCCGUCUGUUCUGCUGCCAGGUGAUGGCUCCCAGGUCCAUCACAGGAGGAAAUAUGUCGUCCAAAAGAAAAAUGGACCAUCUUGAGAGGACAGCAAGCAACGCCAGACAAAAUGCCGUGUAUCCAGCUGAAGUAUGUGGAAUCAUUAAUGAGUCAGAGACGGUAAAACGUUUGAGAAUAGCCGUUCAUCCAGACUUCAGCUUCAAAGCAGGACAGUGGGUGGAUUUCUUCAUCCCCGGUGUGGAGAAGGUGGGAGGAUUCUCCAUGUGCUCCAGCCCGGGUUUGCUGCAGCGGGAGGGGGUCAUUGAUCUGGCUGUGAAAUACACUCAACACCCACCAGCACACUGGGUCCACACUAUGUGCACAGUGGGCUCUAAGGUGGACAUGCGUGUCGGUGGGGACUUCUUCUUUGACCCGUCACCCUCUGACCCCGCCGUGGAUUUGCUGCUGGUGGCCGGUGGCGUAGGGAUCAACCCUCUCUACUCUAUUCUGUUGCACACUGCAGACCUGCUGCGCCUUAACCACGCGUCGGGCGGCCGCGAUUACAACAUCGGCUCCGCUCACUUGUUCUUCAGUGCCAAGAACACACACGAGCUGCUCUUCAAGGACUCCAUCACUGAGGUGUGUCGGGAAUUCCCUGACAAGUUCUCAUGUAACUUCCACAUCACACAACGGAGCACAGAUGUUGACCCACACCCCCAGUCAUCUAUGAACCAUGGCAGAAUCACAGAGGCGGAGCUACGGGCUCGUGUACACCCUCAGAGGACUUUAUGUUACCUGUGCGGGCCACCGCCCAUGAUCGAAGCCAUUUCAAAAACCCUCAUGGACCUGGGUCUCCCUAAAGACAGGAUCGUCUUUGAGCAGUGGUGGUAGAAGAACCUCCGACAGAUCCAGCAGAAACUCGCGGUUUGUCCUCUGGGGCUCCUGAGGGGGAGGAGAUAUCGGGUGUGUCAAGAGUGGAAAGCAACACAAAUAUUCCAGUGACGUGGACUUUGAUAAGUGAUGGAGCAGCUGAGGAAGUUCAUCCUCUAAUCACUGCUGCUGGGACAGACUCCUGGGACCACCCACUCUUCAGCUAUCAGCUGACUCAUAAUGACAAUAGAGAGGGAUAUUAUUUAUUGUGAUUUUAACAGGGGAAACUCGUUGACUUGAAGCAUUGACAUUCUCCAGCUCACUGCCUUGCUGAAUAAUGCAACAAAUGUGCAAUUUCAAUGUCCACAUCUUUCUGUAUGUGCACAUGUUGAUGCACAUGGCUUCAUAUUAGGGCUGAACGAUUUUGAAUAAAUGUCUGAUUGCGAUCGUCUGGACUGAAAUUGAGACUACGAUAUCAUAAUUAGUCUAAUUUUCAUUUGAAUAACCCAUUUUAAAUGAUUACUGUGUGAUGUGUGUACAGAUCUGUGUGAAACAGAUGUUUUCUGUAUAGUUCAGGACAAUAUUUUUCAGGACAAAAUGGUCAUGACGCACAUUUUGACUUGAAGAAAUAUUGCGCUUCCUGCAAUUUUGAUGAAAUUCCCAGGAAUUGUUCAGCCCUACUUCAUAUUGUAGGUUUCCAGCCUGUACUUUUUUCUUUUUUUUUUCCUCAGACAGAUUAAAAGGCAAUGUUUAGUUUUACACACACAGCAUACCUAUGCAAGCGUGUCUAAAAGGAUUAGUUUGACAUUUUGGGAAAUGUGCAAAUUCACUUUUCUUGCCAAGGGUUAGGAGAAACAGUCUAAAUAUAAAGCAUUAGUAUUUAGACUGUGAACAGAGGGAAAGCACUUUUAUGGCUCCCUCCAAAGACAACGAUCUGCUUCCAAGGACCUCUAAAGCUCAUCACAUGUCGUGUAGGUCACUUUUAAAAAAGUGAUUUCAGCAAGGAAAAGGCACAACUCACUCAUCGUCUACUGCUUUAUCCUCCACAUGAGGGUCGCGGGCCGACUGGAGUCAGUCCCAGCAGACACAGGGCGAAACGUGGGCUACACCUGGACAAAAAAAGCAAAAAAAAAUCAUUUUAUUUCAAACUGGACCACUGAGGAUCAGUGCGUAUAACAGCAAUGUAUCAUAAUACCUCUAAUGCUAACUUAUUUAGAAAGCUGAAGAUGUUCAGGCUGCGGAGUUUCCAAGUGAUUUUCUACAUUUUACUCGCAGACGUCCACACUGUGCUGUAUUUUUGGAGCUCGACGCUUGACACGCCUCCCACAUACUGAUCAGCGUCUGCCUGUCACCGUUAUGUGCAUAACAUGGUGCCUGUUUCACACACGUCCACAUACCCAUGAACAGUUUUUCAUCCCGGGGACGGGGUGACUGCGUAUCCCGCGGUGCACUGUAAUGGAACCUCCAUGUGGUCUUGUCUCUUCACUUGGAUCACUGAACAUCCCUCAGAGAUGGUCGGGAGCUCCUCCUCCUCGUUGUUGCCUCUCUGUGGGGAAAAUGCUGCCAAGACUCAUUUGAGUUGUUUCUGCAUUCCUUCCUCGUAUUAGGAAAUAUGUUUUGGGUUUUUUUUUUUUUUUGCUGAUAGAGUGAGAUUUAAGGAAAAUAAAUGAAAUUGACUUUGUCUGUUUUAACACUU
Messenger RNA from Solea solea (common sole), 2774 nucleotides. It is a transcript of the gene oxnad1, whose product is annotated as oxidoreductase NAD-binding domain containing 1. NCBI's taxonomy places the organism in Eukaryota, Metazoa, Chordata, Actinopteri, Pleuronectiformes, Soleidae. The transcript has 8 exons. Gene Ontology annotation, cellular component: mitochondrion. The coding region runs from base 167 to 1099 and encodes 310 amino acids. Gene Ontology annotation, molecular function: oxidoreductase activity. The record is from RefSeq and is a predicted model, not a curated record.